Messenger RNA from Malus domestica (apple), 1359 nucleotides. Its product is annotated as loganic acid O-methyltransferase-like. Gene Ontology annotation, biological process: methylation. Gene Ontology annotation, molecular function: S-adenosylmethionine-dependent methyltransferase activity. The record is from RefSeq and is a predicted model, not a curated record. Lineage: Eukaryota; Viridiplantae; Streptophyta; Magnoliopsida; Rosales; Rosaceae.
ACAUAAAACCAGAGAGAGAGAGAGAGAGAGAGAGAGAGAGAGAGAGAGAGAGAGAGAGAGAGAGAGAGAGAGAGAGGGUUUAGGAUGGCAAAAUCGGUGGCAUUUACAAUGAACGGUGGAGACAGCCUCUACAGUUACAGCAAAAACUCAACUUUUCAGAGAAAAGCCAUAGAUGCUGCUAAGGAACUGAUCAACGAAGCAGUUUUCGAACGUCUUGACACCGAAAGCUUCUCGUCUUCCGCAUUUCGAGUUACGGAUUUAGGCUGCUCUGUCGGGCCUAACACUUUCUUGGCGGUGCAAAAUAUAGUUGAUGCUCUGGAGCAAAAGUACCAAAGCCAAGGACACAAUUCUCAGCUCCUUGAGUUGCAAGUUUUCUUCAACGAUCACGCCUCCAACGAUUUCAACGAGCUCUUCCGAUCUCUGCCUGCAGACAGGCGAUACUACGCCACAGGCGUGCCGGGUUCUUUUCAUUCUCGCUUGUUCCCCAGGGACUUUCUUCACUUUGUUUACUCUUCGUAUGCUCUCCAGUGUCUUUCUAAAGUGCCAGAAGCAGUGGCGGACAUCAACUCGCCUGCUUGGAACAAGGGGAGGAUUUAUUACUCGAAUUCGGAAGACCAAGUCGUUAAGGCCUAUGAAGCUCAGUAUGCCAAGGACAUGGGGUGCUUGCUAAAUGCCAGAGCACAAGAGAUUGUGUGUGGAGGGUUGAUGGCAUUUGUCGUCCCAGGCCGCCCCAAUGGAGUCCCUCAUACACAAGUUUUGGGCAACAAGGUGGUAGAACUCAUCGGAUCCUGCCUCAUGGACAUGGCCAACAAGGGUGUCAUCUCUGAAGAGAAACUGGACUCCUUCAAUAUACCGCUGUAUAUGGCUUCGCUCGAUGAAGUGGAAGCGAUUGUGAAAGCUAAUGGAUGUUUCAGCAUAGAAAGAAUGGAAAACUUGACUCAGGAACAACCACAGGCCAACGUAAUUGCAUCUACUUUGAGAUCCGGAAUGGAGGGAAUGUUUCGGGAGCAUUUUGGAGACGAGAUUCUGGAUGAGUUUUUUGAUUCGCUUCGCAAGAAACUCGAAGAAUCCUCCUCCGUCCUCAAACCGCUGACAUCAAUUAGCUUGUUUGUUUUGCUCAAACGCACAGGAAACUGAUUGCAACAGAGCAGCUUUCUCUACUUGAUCAGUGGAACUUGUGAUUUGAAGAUUUGAAGCUUCUCAGUAGCUUGACAAUGUAAAAUAUUAAGUACCACAUGUGUUUUAAUCCCUGUGUGAAAUAUGAAUAAUGUUUCCCCUGUUUCGUUGCUUCUUUGAAGUGCUUUUAUUUUAAAUAAGUUGAAAUCCUAUGAUGCUUCUUGAAAAAAAAAGCGUUUUGUA